Molecule: messenger RNA, 1883 nt
Organism: Sinocyclocheilus anshuiensis
Lineage: Eukaryota; Metazoa; Chordata; Actinopteri; Cypriniformes; Cyprinidae
Product: antithrombin-III-like
Exons: 8
Coding region: 193-1545 (450 amino acids)
Molecular function (GO): serine-type endopeptidase inhibitor activity
Source: RefSeq, a predicted model, not a curated record
AGUCACUCCAGUGCUCUUAAGGGCACUGACCUAUCCAGAGAAGUGUUUUCUUCACUUUGCUCCUUACUUUAGUACAACAUAAACUGGUCUUUAGCCCCAAAACUGGUCUUUAACAAGGAAAUACGACAACGUCAGAAUUUGCACUGAACUGCUUUUCCUGGGCUGGUUUCCCAUUUCCCAAUCUUGGGCAGGAUGAAGUUGUUGGCAUGUACGUGGGCUUUGUGGGUACUGGCCCUCUGUUCGGUCCAGGCAGCCAAAGAUAUCUGCAAUGCAAAGCCCAAAGAUCUACCUUUGGAGCCAAUGUGCAUCUACCGCAGCCCGGAUUCUGAAACACAUCCAACUGAAAAACCAGAGAAGAUCCCAGCUGGCACCAACCCUCGAGUGUGGGAAUUGUCCAAAGCCAACAGCCGCUUCGCCCUCUCGUUUUUCAAGCAGCUUGCCGAGGGAAAGUCCAACGAUGAAAACAUCUUUCUGUCGCCAAUUAGUAUCUCAACAGCUUUCGCCAUGACGAAGCUAGGGGCUUGUAACACCACACUGGAGCAGCUCAUGAAAGUGUUUCAGUUCGAUACGAUAAAGGAGAAGACCUCAGACCAGGUCCAUUUCUUCUUCGCCAAGCUGAACUGUCGACUAUACCGCAAAAAGCAUGAGACAACAGAACUGAUCUCCGCAAACCGUUUGUUUGGAGACAAAUCUAUGCUUUUUAAUGAGUCCUACCAGCACACCAGUGAGAUGGUCUACGGAGCCAAGUUGCUGCCUCUCGAUUUUAAGGGGAAACCGGAAGUUUCAAGGAUGACGAUAAAUGAAUGGAUAGCCAACAAGACUGAGAACCGGAUAAAAGACACCCUGCCAGAAGGCUCAAUAGACUCCAACACCAUAUUAGUCUUGGUGAACGCAAUCUACUUCAAAGGUCAAUGGAAACACAAAUUUGAUAAGCAAAAUGUCAUGAAUUCAGACUUUCACGUUAGCGAGACCCGUAAGUGUCAAGUGUCCAUAAUGUACCAAGAGAGGACAUUCCAGUAUGCCAAAAUCAAUGAUGACAAGGUGAAGAUUCUUGAAUUGCCCUACAAUGGUGCUGACAUCACAAUGGUGCUCAUAUUACCUUUUGAAGGUACAACCCUGUCGGAAGUGGUGGAAAACAUGAACCUCAAGAAACUUGAGGGUUGGUUACAAGCCAUGAAAGAGACCACAGUGUUCGUGCAGCUUCCUCGUUUCUGUAUCGAGGACAACUUUAGCCUCAAAGAGCAGCUGAUGAAAAUGGGCCUUGAACAUCUUUUUAGUCCAGAAAAUGCCAGUCUCCCAGGGAUAGUUGCCAGUGACGGACCCAACUUGUACAUCUCCAACGCCUACCAUAAGGCCUUCCUUGAGGUGAAUGAAGAAGGUAGCGAGGCUGCUGCCGCCACAGCGGUUGUUGCUACUGGACGUUCCUUAAACAUCUACCGGGAGAAUUUUGUUGCAGACCGACCCUUCCUUUUGCUUAUCCGUGAAUCCAGCAUCAAUGCCUUGAUCUUCACCGGCCGAGUUGCAAAUCCUUGUGGGAGCAGCUAAUAUGGAUUGGAUAUGGAUCCAACAUGCAGACGACGGUUAUUGAUCGUCCUCACUUUUAACUUGACAAGGCGGCCUUGUUUCUUCAUUAUUGCUUAAUAAUGAACGUUGUCACAAUAUAUUGUUUUCUCAGUAAACCAAGCAAGCACUGGAAACAAAGACAUCAAGAGAAGCAAAGAGGAUUUGAAACAGAAAGAAAUAAAAGCAAUAUGUACAGGCACAGAACAAGGAUAAAAAAGGUUUAUUUUUUCAUAUUAGAAAUUUGGGUUUAGCAGUAUCACACAAUCUGGGCUUACAUAAUUGUACACUUAAAGAACAUAAUUAAAAAUCCUUCACAGUUA